ACGUGACAUUUAGGUUGCAGGUGCUCCAAUUAUCCGCUGUUAUCAAUUGGUUUAUCUUAGGUGACAAAUUAUCUACUUUUCGGACAUUAUACUUAUGUAGUAACAAAUAUGGUGUUCUAUAGGAAUGUUUGGAUAACGUUAUUGUUUAGUUUAGCCUUUAUUUAUGGGGAUCCUGUAAGAACCGGAACUGGUGGACGUGUGGAAACUAUCGGACGGGACCUGUUCAACUCCUUUGAUGACGUCACUGACUUUGUUCGAACAUGGUUUGCCAGAAUCCACUCGCGAGUAAACCACAUACUCAACGAUGGAAAAGACAACCAUGUAAAUGAGAGGAGAAUUUUGACGAAGAGGGAAAUUAAACCACCUCCAAACUUUGAACUUGUGGAACGAGACUACCUCAUUUUUCUGUCCAAUCAGUAUCUUGAUCAGCUGUUUGACUAUGCAAAAUAUAUUAACCAUAGUAACGAAACUAGGGCUACCUUAGAUAAAGUGCUUAACGAAGAAAUCGCAAGGCUUCAGAGAAUGACAACCGAAGAACUCAAAGUUUACUGUGCUAAACUACAAGCAGCAAUGGCGCAUGGAAUCAAUCUGAACCAUGAAAUAACGGUCAAUGGACAGACUUACUCGUUAGAGAGUAUCUCGCGGGUUUGCUGUCCAUGGGGAUAAUAGCGAUGGAAGCUUUAGUUAAAUACAAUUACGAUUAUAAACUUUUAAUAUUGUUAUAGACUUUUUGUGUUUACAUGAUAUAUAGAAUAUUGUUUUACAUGUAACUUAUAUUAGAUCUAUACCUUAGGUUCUAAAAUUUCUUUAUAAAAGGAAAUAGCUUAACCCCUAACUUCAAAGGGCGUUAUAGGGGCGGUUGACUGGGCCCUACAUCUUAUGAGUGUACUCAGUGUUUUAGUACGUUUUUUAUUUUUUAUUACCGUCCCCUUUAUUUUCGGAGUGCACUAUGGAUCCUCCACUUAUGUAUUUUAAUGCGAUUUUAAUAAAGAAAAUAUAAACUCUACUGAGAUUACUCCCUAUUUCUCUCCUACGGUGUGUUUGCUUUUCACACAUCGUUAGCUUUCCUGGUGCGUCUGUAGCGACACUUAUAUUUGAACGAACACAAUCUUUGUAAAGUUGGAAUGUCAAGAAUUUGGUAAAGAAAUACUUUAUUAAAUUCUUCCAAAGACUCACAAAUCUGGUUUUAUAGUUUGGCUUAACCUGCAGAAUAUUUGUAACAAACGAUAUCUUAAUUCCUAGCUUUUAAACCGAUGUUUAUUGUUAUGGAGCCCGUCGAUUUAGAUAUGAUCAACCUAAUAUAAAAAAGAAGAUGUGGUAUGAUUGCCAAUGAGACAACUACCCACAAAAGACCAAAAUGACACAAACAUUAACAACCAUAAGUCACCUUACGGCCUUCAACAAUGAGCAAAGCCCAUACCGCAUAGUUAACCUAAAGUCAGUUAUCGUUAAAGGUUAUAAAUUCAAUGUCUUAGAUAUCUUUGAAUAUGAUUUUAUCGAUCGGUACUACGUUGAUUUUGUUUUUGAUCAAUUAUAACGUAACUAAAUAUGUGUUGCUCUGCAGAUAUUGAAACUUAUGAUUCUACAGUUACUGUAUGUACAUGCUUUGUACGUAUAUGUUGGCAUUUUACCAGGUCAUGUAUAUCCAUUGUGUUUAUAAAAUUGUUAUGAUAAAUCCAAUGGAAUUGUAUUGGUUGAUACUUUAGAAUGAGAGAAGGAUUAGUUUAUAAGUUGUAAUCGGCUUUAGAUUAGCUUUCAGCAACUAUUUUUUUUACCGAU
This is a messenger RNA of Mytilus trossulus (common blue mussel), 1779 nucleotides long. RefSeq lists its product as uncharacterized. The record is from RefSeq and is a predicted model, not a curated record. Bases 109 to 666 code for a protein of 185 amino acids. The transcript has 2 exons. Lineage: Eukaryota; Metazoa; Mollusca; Bivalvia; Mytilida; Mytilidae.